This is a messenger RNA of Aethina tumida (small hive beetle), 2272 nucleotides long. It is a transcript of the gene TM9SF4, whose product is annotated as transmembrane 9 superfamily member 4. Gene Ontology annotation, cellular component: membrane. Gene Ontology annotation, biological process: protein localization to membrane. Bases 148 to 2025 code for a protein of 625 amino acids. The transcript is spliced from 8 exons. NCBI's taxonomy places the organism in Eukaryota, Metazoa, Arthropoda, Insecta, Coleoptera, Nitidulidae. The record is from RefSeq and is a predicted model, not a curated record.
GUUUAUUGUUUGAUGUUGGCAACAAUACAAAAUAAAUCUUCGUGUCAAACCUUCGUAAAAAAUGGAUAAUAAUAUAGUUUUGUAAAAGACAAACGCGGGUUUAAUUUUAUUUUUAUUUAUAGGAUAUAAUUUCACAAAUUGUUAAUAAUGUCUAAGUUAACAUGCAUAUUAUUUUUGUCAUGCAUAACAUUAAGCUACCAAUUCUACGUGCCGGGCAUGGCCCCGACCGACUUCAAACUAAACGAUCCCAUUGAAGUAAAGGCUGUGAAGAUGACAAGUAUACACACCCAACUACCAUAUGAGUAUUACUCCCUGCCAUUCUGUUUACCCAAGGAAGGCGUAGCAGGCAUACAUUACAAAUCAGAGAACUUGGGCGAAGUGCUGAGGGGCGACAGGAUUGUCAACACGCGCUAUGACGUUAGAAUGGGACAAAACACCCCUUGUUCUUUGUUGUGCAACUCCAAAGUGGAUCCAAUACAUUGGACAGUGUCUGAGUCACAAGUCGUCGCUGAUAGGAUUCAACAUGAGUAUUUUGUGCAUUUGCUUAUUGAUAAUUUACCGGCAGCAACACCUUUAAUCAAUUCUGAACAUGGGGAUGUUCAGUAUAAUCAUGGUUAUCCACUUGGUAUGUCUGUGGGGGAGAAAAACUACAUCAACAAUCACUUAAAAUUCACUUUGCUAUACCAUAAACCUUCACCGGAUAUUUAUAGAGUAGUUGGCUUCCAAGUUGAGGCUAAGUCAGUGCACUUUGAUGACAUAAGAUUUGGUGAAAACAAUCAGUGUACAAUACCAACUAAUCACAAAGCUCAACUUGUGGACACCAGCAGUGGUACUAAAUUACUUUUCACUUAUGAGGUUGUCUGGAACAGUUCUAAAGUCAGCUGGGCCUCCAGAUGGGACACUUAUUUAGCCAUGAAUGAUGUUAACAUCCAUUGGUACUCAAUUAUAAACUCUAUUGUUGUAAUCUUCUUCCUGUCAGGUAUUCUAACUAUGAUUAUGGUUAGAACUCUUAGAAGGGACAUUGCUAAGUACAAUGCUGAUGAGAAUUUUGAUGAGACAAUAGAAGAAACUGGGUGGAAGUUGGUCCAUGGUGAUGUAUUUAGGCCUCCAAGAAACUCUAUAUUGUUUGCUGCUCUUAUUGGAUCAGGCAUACAAAUAUUCUUGAUGGCACUCAUCACUUUAUUCUUCGCGAUGCUGGGGAUGCUCUCGCCUGCGUCGAGGGGAGCCCUGACGACUGCCGCCAUCACCUUCUACAUGGUGCACGGCAUCGUGGCCGGCUACAACUCGGCCCGCCUCUACAAAACCAUGAAGGGUCGCGAGUGGAAAAGGGCGGCACUCUGGACUGCUGUCCUCUAUCCGGGCGUCAUCGCCAGCACGUGCUUCUUCCUCAACUUCUUCAUCUGGGGCAAGCACAGCAGUGGGGCGGUGCCGUUUUCCACCAUGAUUUCCCUGCUGUUGAUGUGGGUGUUCAUUUCCCUGCCGCUGGUUUACCUGGGGUACUACUUCGGGUACAGGAAGCAGCCCUAUCAGCAUCCGGUCCGGACCAAUCAGAUACCCAGGCAGGUGCCUGAACAGCACUGGUACAUGAAUCCCUUAUUGUGCACGUUGAUGGCCGGAAUCCUACCUUUCGGAGCGGUGUUCAUCGAGCUGUUCUUCAUCUUCACCGCCAUUUGGGAAAACCAGUUCUACUACUUGUUUGGGUUCCUGUUCCUUGUUUUCAUCAUCCUAGUUAUCUCUUGUUCACAAAUCUCAAUCGUCAUGAUCUAUUUCCAACUUUGUGGGGAGGAUUACCACUGGUGGUGGAGAAGUUUCGUGGUAUCCGGCGGCUCCGCCCUCUACAUCCUCGCCUAUUCUUUCUACUACUUCGUCACUAAACUGGAGAUUACCGAAUUCAUCCCCACGCUUCUGUACAUGGGUUACACCGGUCUCAUGGUGUUCACGUUCUGGCUCUUGACGGGAACGAUUGGUUUCUUUGCGGCCUACGCUUUCGUCAGAAAAAUCUACGCCGCCGUUAAAAUUGAUUAAAUGUAUUAAGAGCUAGUCAAAUUAUUUUCAUAAAUAUCCUCGAUUUAAUUGAAAAUGUCCUUUUAUAAAUUGCUGCUAAUUACCAUCACGCAUUUUCUCUUAAAUUAACGAUAUAAUUAAGGAGGCGGUGAAAGAGUUCACAUCCAAGGAGAUUAUUUGAGGUCGAAUUUAUUUUACAACGAACGAGUCGGCGAUUUAAAUGACUUAUAAUAAUAAAAUAUAUUAUAAUAAAAGCCAAAUUAAGCUC